AUGUCAACCUUGAACACAGUAUCCAUUUUCCCAACAGAUCCUGAAUCCCAGAGAAAGAGGACAGUACAGAAUGUGCUUGAUCUGCGGCAGAACCUUGAAGAGACCAUGUCCAGUUUACGGGGCUCUCAAGUAACUCACAGCUCGUUGGAGAUGACGUGCUAUGAUAGUGAUGAAGCCAAUCCACGCAGUGUAUCCAGCCUGUCCAACCGUUCUUCUCCUCUCUCAUGGCGAUAUGGUCAGUCCAGCCCACGCCUACAAGCUGGAGAUGCCCCUUCAGUCGGCGGGGGAUGUCGCUCGGAAGGCACUCCUAGCUGGUACAUGCACGGGGAGCGAGCUCAUUAUUCCCACACCAUGCCCAUGCGCAGUCCCAGCAAGCUCAGCCACAUUUCCCGGCUGGAGCUGGUGGAGUCCCUUGAUGCUGAUGAUGUUGAUCUUAAAUCUGGGUACAUGAGUGACAGUGACUUAAUGGGCAAGACAAUGACUGAAGAUGAUGAUAUCACCACAGG
Python bivittatus (Burmese python) is the source of this 506-nucleotide messenger RNA. Lineage: Eukaryota; Metazoa; Chordata; Lepidosauria; Squamata; Pythonidae. The record is from RefSeq and is a predicted model, not a curated record.